UAUCCUGUAUAUAAAAUCAUGAGUGGUUGAAGGAAAAAAAAAUCUUCCAUUGAACAAAUUGUAGAAAGAUCAAAUUUGUAUGCUUAAAUAAUUUAUAAUUACCCUUUAAAAGAUCAAAAAUUGGUAUAAAGAGAUUAGCUAACUAGAAGUGGAGAGUAGAGAAUUUGUUUGUGGAGAUAUUAAGAGGAUACAUUGUAAUAGAACGAAGCUUUUGAAUCGUAACUUGAUGAAUAAAACUAUCAGCAUAAUCCCAUAAUCCAACCCUCAUAAAUGAACGUCAAUCCACAUAUUCAGUAUUUACAACUGCAUCAAAUACCACAACAAGGUCAACAGCCAAUCAAUAACAAUGGCCAAUCUCCACAGAUAUCGCAAUUGCAAUUACAACAACACCAGUUACAGAGACAACAGUUGUUGAAUCAUCAUAUACAACAACAACAACAACAACAACAGCAACAGCAGCAACAACAACAACCUCAAUCCCAACAACAGCAACAGCUUAGUACUCCUAGUGCUCAACAUGUAACUACUAAUCCUUUAUUAGCUGCCUUGAAUGGAGGUAACUCAAAUAAUCAAAACAAUGGUAUGGGUCCAAAUUCCAAUUUAGCUAAUAACAAUGUAAAUCCUGUGUUACAAAUGCAAUUACACCAACAACAGCAACAGCAGCAACAACUUCAACAACAACAGCAACAACAACAAAGUCUUCAAUUCCAACAACAGCUUCAACAACAACAACAGCAACAACAGCAGCAGCAGCAGCAACAACAACAACAAUUACAAUCCCAUCAAUUACCACCUCAACAUGUCCAAGAACAAACUCCAAAAGUAAGAGAAGUAUGGUUUGCCAAUUUGGAGAUUGAAUUUCACGCUUUACGAACUUUCAUCAACGAUAAAUCAUCAUCUUUAUAUAUUGCUAUUCAUCAAGAAAUCCCAGGGAUAGUUGCCAGACCAGUAGGUUCUUUCAAAUCUGCCUCUGAUUACCAUUUUCAAACUUUAAGAACUAAUGCUGAUUUAUUAAAUUUAAUUCAAUUAUCAUUAUGUAUAACUAAAAUAAGAAAUAAUGAAGUGUUUGCUACUGUAGUUUGGCAAUUCAAUUUCUUAUAUGAACCACAAGAAGAAAUGUUUAAUGAAGAACAUUUAAAUAUGUUACAACAAACUGCUCAAAUUAAUUUCCUAUUGCAUCAAAAUAGAGGUAUUCCUCAUUUUGUAUUUUCAGAAAUGUUUUACGAUAGUGGUUUACUUUUAGAUUCAAGUAUAAAUUGGAUAAGUUAUCAUGCUGGUUACGAUUUAGGUUUCUUUGUAAGUUUACUUGCAAAUAAUAGUCUUCCAAUGGAUGAACAAGAAUUUUAUUGGUGGAUUUCUAAAUUUUUCCCUAAUUUUUAUGAUUUGAAAUAUAUUGGUAGUCAAGUAUUAAAUAAACCUGCUAAUGAUGAUGCCACCAAAAAUAAUAAUAAACCUUCCAUAGAAUAUUUAGCGGAAGAAUUACAUUUAUUACCAAUUUCUCCUGCCGUUCGUCAAAGUUUUGCAUGUUCCAAUACUCCAACCGUUCAUCAACAACAAAUGACUUCUACUUUAAAUGCAUAUUUAUCUAUGGAAUGUUUUAAAGAAUUGUUAAGACAAUCAUCUUUCGAUCCUGCAUUCCUUGCCAGAUAUAAAGGUUAUAUUUGGGGUUUGGGCCAUUUAAAGGGAAAUGAUAAUGGUAAUGCCAUUGGUGAAGAGCUUCUUUUAACAAAUGGAGGUACUCCUCAACCUUCUACUCCAGGUGGAAGUAAUAAAGGUGGCACAGUUCAUUUUGGAAGACCACUUUAAGCUUUCUAUAUAUUAUUACGACUUCUUUUGUAUUUUAAUUAUUUUUUAUUUCCUUUUUAAUUAUACAGAUCUAUCCUAAACUACUUUGUAAUACAAUUUCAAUUUAAACAAUAA
Messenger RNA from Scheffersomyces coipomensis, 1920 nucleotides. RefSeq names its product CCR4-NOT core DEDD family RNase subunit (gene POP2). Gene Ontology annotation, cellular component: CCR4-NOT complex; CCR4-NOT core complex; P-body. Gene Ontology annotation, molecular function: poly(A)-specific ribonuclease activity; nucleic acid binding. The transcript has a single exon. Bases 271 to 1806 code for a protein of 511 amino acids. Lineage: Eukaryota; Fungi; Ascomycota; Pichiomycetes; Serinales; Debaryomycetaceae. The record is from RefSeq and is a predicted model, not a curated record.